AUGCACAUGUUUCUCUCAAGACUGUCCACCGAAGAAGCGGUUAAGACAAGUGCCGUAUCGAGGCAAUGGGUGGAUUUAUGGAGAUGUAGGCCAACUCUCGAAUUGGAUAUGAGAAAGCUCAUGCACACAACCCCUACUAGGCUUAUGCACGAAGUUUCUAUUGAGUUCGCUAGUUCAAUGACUAAGGUUAUAAAAGAACACUGUGGCGACCUAGAGAGCUGCGUUAUACAUCACUACUCAUCCCAGUGUCAAGACGGUACGGUCGAAAGUUGGAUCGACACAGUGAUUCGCGAGAAACACACAAAGGAUCUCACACUCGUAAACCAUCUAAUUGGUUGUGUGAGACAUCACUAUGAGCCUACUGUGCUUUACUUGCUCCCAAACUCAUUUUCGCAUCGUAGCCUCACUUCAUUGUCACUUCGUCGAUUCAGACUAGUAAGUACACAUGCCUUCAAGAAUUGCUCGAAUCUGAAGAUCCUGAAGUUGUUAAGCAUCGCCAUCUCCGAAGCUGAUGUCCUUAGCAGAGUUUUCGCAGCUUGCUCUUCCCUCGAGGUGAUUGUAUUAGAGAUUCAUUGCUUAACUCGACGUGGUGUGUUAAAGAUCGUGAACAACAAUUUAAAGUUCUUACAAGUGACUUCUUAUAACAAGAUUGAUAGGAUUGAAGUGCAUGCAACUUGUCUACAUGUUCUUGACAUAAAAUUUAUUAGAUGUGAGAGAGAUAACUUCAUCCUCGUUGCCCCUAACGUCCGGUUUAACAGAAACUACUGGAUUGCUCGCGGUUAUCCUUAUGCUCACAUAAGCUACGACAUUUCUGAUCUCCCUCAGGAGAAAAAAAGCGUUUGGCAUGAUCUUAUGGUGAAUGACAUUAAUGAUAAGAAACGUCAUGGAUCUUUAUCCGUGAGUAUUGACAUAUCUAAUCCGAAAGAAGUGGAUAUACUCAAGGAAGUAUUGCUUAUGUGGGGUGACGAAAUGAAAGAGCUUGAGAUUUUGUUUAAGGAGAACAAUGCUUAUAGAGAAGAAGGAGAACGUUCUAUCAAUUGUACAUCACAUGAAAAAUUGUGGGAGAACACAAAACCGUUCCCUAACACUGACUUUCGCGUUUCUACUGUGCGGAUGUAUAAUUUCAGCGGUUCGAAUCAAGAAGAAUUUGCGUUUGCUUCACAUUUUGUGAUGCAAAAUAUGGUGAUUGAAAAGAUGAUGAUCAAGACGUCGUCAUUUUCUCCGAUGAAGAAGUUAAAGGUGGAAGCAGAUGUGACCAAGCUAAUAGAACUUUCUAAAGGUAAUGAAGAUCUUAGCAUCGAAUGCUUUUGA
Molecule: messenger RNA, 1311 nt
Organism: Arabis nemorensis
Lineage: Eukaryota; Viridiplantae; Streptophyta; Magnoliopsida; Brassicales; Brassicaceae
Source: the annotation of a GenBank genome assembly